AUGUUGGCGAUGAAGAUAGAGAAGAGAAUAGACAAGUUGGAUUGUAUUGCUCUUGACGGAGGAUAUCCACAGUUUUUGCCAAGACUUGUAGAUGAAUCUGACAGUCUCACACUCCAAAAUUUUGCCCAUCCAUACCGCAAGAAAAAGAACCAGAGCUUGACAGAGGAGGAAAAUGCGUACAAUUCCACAUUUGGUAGUUUCCGUUCGCAGAUGGAAGCUUUGUUUGGAAUCAUUAUCCGUGUCAAAGGGAUCAUUAUCCGUGUCAAACAGAUUAUCCGUAUCAAACAGAUCAUUAUCCGUGUCAAUGGGAUCAUUAUCCGUGUCAAAGGGAUUAUUAUCCGUGUCAAGCAGAUUAUUCGUAUCAAACAGAUCAUUAUCCGUGUCAAAGGGAUCAUUAUCCGUGUCAAAGGGAUUAUUAUCCGUGUCAAGCAGAUUAUCCGUAUCAAACAGAUCAUUAUCCGUGUUAAGCAGAUCAUUACCCGUGUCAAGCAGAUCAUUAUCCGUGUCAAGCAGAUUAUCCGUGUCAAAGGGAUCAUUAUCCGUGUCAAGCAGAUCAUCCGUGGCUGA
Molecule: messenger RNA, 567 nt
Organism: Linnemannia hyalina
Lineage: Eukaryota; Fungi; Mortierellomycota; Mortierellomycetes; Mortierellales; Mortierellaceae
Source: the annotation of a GenBank genome assembly